Molecule: messenger RNA, 1048 nt
Organism: Euleptes europaea (tarantolino)
Lineage: Eukaryota; Metazoa; Chordata; Lepidosauria; Squamata; Sphaerodactylidae
Product: putative protein FAM172B
Exons: 2
Coding region: 17-1048 (343 amino acids)
Biological process (GO): regulatory ncRNA-mediated heterochromatin formation
Cellular component (GO): nucleus
Molecular function (GO): siRNA binding
Source: RefSeq, a predicted model, not a curated record
AUUACUUUCAAGCAGCAUGAACUGGUUGAAAAUUAUUGAGGAUCUGAGCUUCAGAAAACUAAUAUGUGGUUCAAAGUGCCCAGACAAACUAAACUAUGACUUUAACAAAAACGGUGAGCUUAGGCAUGCAGAUACCAAUGAACCUUUUGUUUUUCAUUAUAACAAUUCCCAUGACAGUAAUCAUAAACGUUAUGAAGUUCUUGGACACUUAAUCACCCAGUAUGUUUAUGAACUUCUGGAACAGGUUUGCAAACUGCAAAAAAUUUACAUCCCAAUAGAUGUUCUAGAUAAUGAGCCUAAGAGUUUCUUUUUCAUGAGUGAGAAUGCAUUAGGAAAUGGUGUGACUCUAGUUGUUCUUCUUCAAGACCGGGGAGUCUUUCGUGCUGGUCAGUGGGAUCAAAAGGCCAUAAUCCAUGAAGGGCUCCAACAUGGAACUCAGAUACCAUUAAUUACAAUGGCUCUGCAGUACAGUUGGGAAGUGAUUGUGUUAAAUCCCAACGACAAUUUCCUUGAUCUGAAGACAGAAAACGAAGAAUCCUGUUGUGUUUUAAAGUCAUCACAUGUAAUCCCCAAAAGAUGCAACAGCAGCCCUGAAGAGCAUACAACAUAUGUUUGGGACCAUUUCAUUUCAAAGAAUACAGCUGGGAAGGUGGCUUUCAUUGCUCACGGCUAUGGAGGAUUGGUUUUCAUUAACUUACUCAUGCAAAGAACUUUUGACGUUAUGAACAAGGUGUACGCUGUUGCUCUUGUUGACUCUACUCACCACACAUUGCACCAGACACAAGGUAAUUGCCAGGUGCAGGAAUGGAUCCAGAAGCAUUGCAGGAAAUGGAUAUCAAAUAAUAAACCUCUAGAUAAAGUAGUCGGCCGCUCUAUGAAAACAGAUUGCCCUACAGUCUCUGCAGGAACUGAAAAACAUAGUCUUGCUCCUUCCUUUACUCUGCAGUCCAUUUUCAAAUAUCUUAAGAAUGAACUGAAAGUCAGCACUAAAGCACACUACAUUCGUUCUCCUGUAGCAACAAGUAGAAAAGUCAUGAAAAAAAACUGA